CCCUGUUUCAAGGCCUUGGCUCCACUUCCUCAUCUCUCCGCUUCUGCUUUCAGUUUUCACUUCAGUCAGUGGUGAGCUCUCAGCUGGCCCUGACCCCUGCCCAGUGUCUAGCCCCCUGGUGCAGGGCUCCGGGAGCCCCGGGAUUCUGCUGCGAUGGGGACGAAAUAUGUGGAGGAGACGGCGAAGAAAGCAGAGGAGCUGGCCCUGAAGCUGGCUAAGGCCAUCGAGGGCGGGGACAAGGAGCUGGCACGGGAGUGUGCUGGCUGGCUGGCCGAGCAGCGGGUGCCCGUGACGGUGCAGGUGAAGCUGGAGGCCUACCCCAAAAAGGAAAUCAGCUUGUGGGUGGGAGUGGAGGAUGCCCAGAUGACCACAGUCCCCAUCUACCUGCAAGUCAAUCCUCAUAUGACUUUGGCUUCUCUGAAGGACAUGGUAUUCCUCCACUACGGCUUCCCACCCAGUGUUCAGCAGUGGGUGGUGGGCAAGAGGCUCCCCGGAGACCAGGAGACCCUGCACUACAACGGCAUCCAGCGAGAUGGUGAUAUGGCCUAUCUCUACCUCAGGUCUGCCAAAGAGGCCAAGCUCAGCAAAGAGACAUUCCAGAGGGAGCGGCAGCGCCGAGUCCUGGCAGAACUGGGCUUCGGCGACAUCAGCCUGCAGCCUCGUGGGAGCCAGGAACCGGCGGACGUGGGGCUCGGAGCCGGGGUGCAGGAGCAGGACAGCCUGUGCAUGGAGGAGCUGAGGCAUGAGCUCUCGCAGGUGGAAGCCGCCCUGCCCCCUGAACCCCCCAAGGUCGGCUGGGUCUGUCCGAGCUGCACCUACGUCAACAAGCCCACCCGCCCCGGCUGCGAGAUCUGCUGCAAGGAGCGGCCCGAGGACUACGCGGUGCCCCCGGCUUACCAGCCGGACGAGGAGGAGCUGGCGAGGAUGAGGAACGAGGAGGAAGCUAUGAGGCAGUCCCUACAGGUGACGGAGCAGCAGAAGAUCGAGAACUACCAGCACAUCCUGCAGGUGGACAGGCAGAGCCUGGUGCCUGCCGCUGAAGUGAUCGAAUGUCCCAUCUGCUUUGUGACCCUGCAGCCUGGAAAGGGGGUGACCCUGCGGGAGUGCCUGCACUCCUUCUGCAGGGACUGUCUGAAGGGGACGAUCCUGAACAGCUUGGAGCCGGAGGUGCCCUGCCCGUACAUCGACGAGAAGUACUCCUGCACGGGACAGCUGCUGGAGCGUGAGAUCAAAGCGCUCCUGAGUGCUGCCGAAUACCAGCGCUUCCUGGACCUGGGCGUCUCCAUCGCCGAGAACCGCAGCCAGUCCAGCUACCACUGCAAGACCACGGAUUGUCGGGGCUGGUGCAUCUUCGAGGAUGACGUGAACGAGUUUGCCUGCCCCGUGUGCCAGAAGGUGAACUGCCUGCUCUGCAAGGCCAUUCACGAGACCAUGAACUGCAAGGAGUAUCAGGACGACCUCAAGCGCCGGGCUCAGAACGACCAGACUGCCAGGCAGACCACCGAGAUGCUGACGCUGAUGGUCCAGAGCGGGGAGGCUAUGCACUGUCCCACCUGUAAGAUCGUUGUCCAGAAGAAGGACGGCUGUGACUGGAUCCGCUGCACUGUCUGUCACACUGAGAUCUGCUGGGUGACCAAGGGGCCGCGCUGGGGGCCAGCGGGCCCGGGCGAUACCAACGGUGGCUGCCGCUGCAGGCUGAACGGCGCUCCUUGCCAUCCCCAGUGUCACAACUGCCACUGAGCACGCAGAAGCCAAGAGGAAGGAGGGGGUGGCCGCUCCCUACACAGUGCUCCAGCCCCGUUGGGGGGGCACACAGCUCCCCUCGAGCCCCUGGCUACUCUCCCCACCAUGCCUUCACAGCCUGGGGCCAGGCCUGUCGGUUUCUGGCUCCCUGAGCCCACCACAGACUCAUGUGUCCGCUCGGGGAAGGACUGCGCAGGUCAGCAGCCAUGGGGCGAGCGGAGCGUUCCUGUUUCAUGGAUUGAAGGCGGACUUAGGAGAAGGCUGGGUGCUGGCUGCCCCGUGCUGGGAACCCAGUGCCCUGUGAAAGUUGAGGGGGCCCUACCUCACAAGCUGCUCCCUUCGCGUGUCCUACUGCAGCAGCUGUGGAGAAAAUGACCGGGCUGGGUUGGAACAGCAGGCUGGGAACAUUCGGGCUCCUUUAGUUCAUGGAGGUGGCAGGUACAUUAGUGUCCCUCAGGCUUGAAGGAGCCCUUCCUCAUCCCUUAGGGAAAACAUGGCUCCCCCUCACCUACAGGUCAGCAUUGCAGCCUGAGCCAUUUUGCCAGCCACAGGGAAAAGGGUUUUUGGUGCCCCGCAUCUCCCAAGUGGCCAAGCAGAAAAAAGGGCCAGCCCCUCAGAGAGGAGCAAAACUGCUGAGCAGUGCAGGGGACUGCCUGGGCCACCACCCCUCCACCUGGCUCCAGUUACAGCCUCCAGCCUGCCCGCUGCAGCCCAUUGGCACUUCUCAGUCAGCUGGUGCAGCAGGCCCCAGCCCAGCUGGCGUGCACGGUCCGCUCCAGGGCACUGGGGACAGACCAGGCAGUGUUGGGUUCUUAGCAGGCAGCUUUCGUUGCCCUCCACCUGGAUUUACAAUAAAGAGCCGGAAGUUUGUGUGUCGACCCAGUGGUGCUAUGCUUGGUUAUGCAGAUAUGGCAUCUCCUGAGAGGCAGGUUUAGCCUGCCCCUCGCACAUCAGUGGGUUGUAGACGUAACUGCCAAACUAGGCCAAAUGAUUCCUGCUGGGGAGGGGCUGGUGUCUGUCAGCAACUGGUCUCACUGUGAGAGAAUCUCCACACAAGCUGCCAAGUCAGCAUCACUCCAUUGCCGUCCAUGCUGAUUUAUCCCACCCGAGGAGCCAGUCCCCUGGCUAAUGCCUGAGCCGUGCACGAGACCCCCCUGGGCUCCUGGCUAUUCAUGGGUAAAUCCCACUUCCCUUUACAAGAUCUGGCUACCUGGCUUUUCCUUCGGGGUGAAGUCCAACUCCCUUCCUGGCCUAUGCUGCUGGAUAGCAGAACGCUGGUAACUAGCUGCUGUUGUGCAGGGUGGGCUGCGUUUCACCAGCGGAUGAAGUGAUACAUCCAGUUUAACAUUCCUACAACAUAAACUUUAAACGUGAUUAUGAAAAUUACUUCUUGAGAGGAAGUCACAGCAUGCUAAAAAUAGCACCAGCCCACUCUAGCAAACCGCGUGCCUGAAACACGUCAUGGAGCUGGGGAGAGGCACACCAGCAGUGUCUGCAGGGCUGCUAAUGAACUCAAACCCAGCUGUAGAUGGUGCUGCCAGGCUGGGGUCAAUGGGAGACGACUGGAUGGGUGCCAAACAGCCUCCUUUCGAGGUGGCCAAGAGCAACAUGACCAGCAUCUCUGACCAUGGCACUAAGUGCAUUGCAGCCUCUCCCUGCUCGCCCGCCCAUUCUCUCGUCCUUUCACCUUCCUCAGUUCAGAAGUGAACCUGUGGCAAAGAGGGAACUAGAAACAAUGAAGCCCCUCGAGCAGCGACACAUCUGAGUCGGUGGCAGAGCUGGAAACAGAACCACAGGGUGACUCACUCACUGCACAGCAUGACCAGCUCCAGGCUCGGGAGAGACAGAAAAGCCAAUUUUGCACGGCCCAAGCUGCAAGCCACGUGCCUGGGCAGCCAGGAGACCUGCUAGCCCCGAGGCGCACUCACACGGGGGGAGGUAUGUGGUAACCGGGUAUUGCUGUUUAUUUUACACAGUUCUGUACAAAACAGCAUUUACACAUGUAUACAAGUCUUUAUACAGAGUAAACCACCUGAAGAGAACAGUGUCUUGUUGCAGGGGCCAUCCUGGCCUCCUCCAUGAAGGUGUGAAAAGAGAAUGAAACAGUUACGUUCCUGGAGAGACAGAGUGCAGGCCAAGCGCACCAGCUAUCAGUCUCCAGGGACCCUCAGCCACGGAAGGGUACUAAAGGCUCAGUAACCCCUCCAGGCGGGAAUGGGCUGGAAACCGCUCCGAGCAUGUAAGGCAGGGGUUCAUACUUAGAUGUGGGAGGUGUCUGACUGGAUCCCCAAGCUGUGGCGUUUUGAUCUGUACACGCAAGGGGAAAUCACACAGUGCACACAACACUCAGUGCCACAACAGGUCCCUGCAAUGGCACCUUGUCGCUUCACUAGGCAGCAGAGAUGUUUGUGUCUUUCCCUCAGGAGUCAGUAACAUCAAGUCUCCUCUUCCCUGUGUGUGGUGGAGGACCAGAGAGCUGGAACAGGCACUCAUAGCCUGUAACUGAAGCAUGGACAGAGGGUUUCGACCUUUAAUAAAGAUCUUUCCUGUCAACUGCAUCUGGUGUUGUAGCUAGAGGUGUUAACAGGAAAAACAAUGUUAAAAGCCGACUAUACCUCUCAACUGCUCAGUAUUUGCUCCUCGAUACCUGUGAUAUCAAUCCUACCAGCUCUCUAGCUGCCCAGCAUCUGAUAAGCAAAGCAGGUGAGACAAGAUCUGAAUUUCUAAUGUU
Messenger RNA from Trachemys scripta elegans, 4474 nucleotides. It is a transcript of the gene RBCK1, whose product is annotated as RANBP2-type and C3HC4-type zinc finger containing 1. Gene Ontology annotation, cellular component: LUBAC complex. Gene Ontology annotation, molecular function: ubiquitin binding; ubiquitin-protein transferase activity; metal ion binding. Bases 154 to 1740 code for a protein of 528 amino acids. The record is from RefSeq and is a predicted model, not a curated record. Gene Ontology annotation, biological process: proteasome-mediated ubiquitin-dependent protein catabolic process; protein linear polyubiquitination; positive regulation of canonical NF-kappaB signal transduction. The transcript is spliced from 13 exons. Lineage: Eukaryota; Metazoa; Chordata; Testudines; Emydidae.